GCUGCAAGGCGCAUGCGCCGAGGGGUAUUUGUUUUGAUGGGUGGGGAAAGCCGUGAGUUUGUUCGGCGGAAAUGGCGGGAAAGCUGCCGCUCGGCAGGGAGCCUGGAACGACUGAGAUGGAGACGGGUGCCCGACCGAAACAGAGAGGGGGAAGAAUUGUGCCAUCUCGUUACCUGCAGUAUGAUAAAAAAGCAAGUGGAAAGCAGGGUACUUCAACCACCAAUUUGUCCUUUGCAAAAGGUCUAGAAAAUUUUGGAUCUCCAAAGAGGCUAUCUGUUCAGAAAUUCAAGGCCUCAGUAGAAACUACACCUAGUAUAUUACAAUCAACCUUUCUGGAUAGCCAUAGGAGUAUUCGACCUGAACUGGAGGUUUCAUCUAUUAAUGAAAAAAGCUACUAUAAGACACCAGUUUCAAAGCUCAGUAUAAAAGGCUUUUCCAAAAGAAAUAAGGUCACGACGCCUUCUGAUUCAAAUGAUCUGAUUGGGAUGCUGGACUCUCAGAUGCUGCUGUUAACCUAUGCCUCCACAAAGAUGGAGAAAAACCUUGUCCUUCUGGAGGGGAAAGCUGAAAGAAACUUGUUAGUGCUCUGUGAGGAAGUGAAGAAACUACAGGCGAAUGCACGUGAAAAGAAGCAUAAACUUCAGCAUCUGAAGAAAGAAAUUGAGCUCUCUGAAGCUCUUGAGAGACAGCUUGAAAUACUUGGACCUGUUUCUGAACAAUGUGCCCCGUUUAAGAGGCACUAUAAGCACUUUGCCACAGCCCUGGACACAACUAGGCAUGAAUUGCCCAUGAAGGACAUCUAUGUAGAAGACAUGGGCCAAUAUCUAGCUGAUAUGCAGAAAAGCUUGGCUAUGAUUCAGAGUGUUUUGAAUGAAGCCCUGGUACAAAACUUUGAAGAAAAUGCCAAAGCCCUGAAUGUCAUGAAGGAACUAGAGGAAGUAUCUUUGAAGCUGGAUGCAGAACUGCCGAGGACCUUUGCUCGUGUUGUGGAUUUAUCUGCUGAUAUAAGCAAGGAGGCCUCACUCCAUUAUCAGAAAGUGUGCGAAGACACCUUGGGUCUGGAGACCAUGAAGCAAUUGUAUUUUAGUUAGAUCCAAUCUUUAGCUCUUGGUGUCACUGAAACAGGAAGCUGGUCCUUCUGUUCUUUCUGUCGCUGAAAGACUGAAAUAGGUUACACUACUUGGAGUAAUAUUUUCUACUCGUUUGUUACAAUUGCUUGAGAGGGCAGGAUAUUUUAAGGGGAAGCCUAAUUGUUUGACAUGAACAGUUGGAAAGCUGCACAGAAAAAUAAGGCACAAAAUGUGCUUUCUUCCCUCCAUCCCUCCAGGGUGCCAUUUCAGCUAAUGGAAGCGCAGAUAUAUUUGCACUUUGAGAUUCUUUCACUUUUGUAUUAAAACAAUUUUCUCAUUGCAAAUCUUGUUGCAGUAGUCUUAAAAGAAUAUGUUAUUUCGUGCCCUGACUUCAGGGAUAUUUUACAAACGUUAGCUUUUGAAGGAAUGUUUUUGAAAUAAUUGGAAAAAUAAACAUACACCUUGCCUGUAGUAGAGUUUGCCACAGUCUUCAACACAAAUAAUCAAAACAAACCCAAAAGAAGAUGCUCAUAGGCCAAGCAUGAGUAAUAGUCUGGUUUCUGGGGGUUGUGGAACUGAUGAUAGUUGUCCCUAAAAGGCAAUUGUUCCUAAAAGGCAGAAAUUAUCCCCCACUUGAAUAUCUUCCUUGUCAAUUCUGAGUGUGGUAUAUGUUGUCAUUUGUUUGGUCUUCUUUUUGUUUAUUCUUAGUUUUAUUACUGUGUUUCUUGAAUUUCACUGCUGGAACUUGCAGAACAUUUGCAUUUUUACUUACCAUAGUUGCGUCAUCGUAAUAGCAGUUAUUUGUGUUCAAUUUUAAAAAUAACCUACUUUUCUAAUCCAGCUCCUUCAAUAUAUUUUCAGCAUGUAGGUUGAAUAAAUGAGAGACUAUA
Molecule: messenger RNA, 1960 nt
Organism: Thamnophis elegans (Western terrestrial garter snake)
Lineage: Eukaryota; Metazoa; Chordata; Lepidosauria; Squamata; Natricidae
Gene: HAUS8
Product: HAUS augmin like complex subunit 8
Exons: 11
Coding region: 72-1091 (339 amino acids)
Biological process (GO): centrosome cycle; spindle assembly
Cellular component (GO): cytoplasm; nuclear microtubule; centrosome
Molecular function (GO): microtubule binding
Source: RefSeq, a predicted model, not a curated record